CAUGUUUGGUUGCUUUGUUGUAGGCUUCUACAAGGUUUCCUACAGAAUUAGUAAGUGUGGAAAUGGAGCCGAGCUGGAGUACGUUUCUUUUCCAACAGGCCAAUGAAGCCCUCCACCACCAGCACCAUGUGGCCCAGAACAGCCUGCUGCCACUGCUGAAUGCAGGAACUGAACAAAUCGACCAGAAGCCUAUCCUGCCUAUCCAAAUAGACCAGAAGCCCCCUUCCAGUGCCGCUGAGCUACUCAAAGACAAUGUGGCCAGCGGAGGAGGUGCACGGCCACCAGUGCCUGUGAUAAAGAAAGAACACAAAGGCAAAACGCCGUUUGUCUGCGGCUACUGCAACAAGGCCUUCCGUGACAGCUACCACCUGCGACGCCAUGAGUCCAGCCACACCGGUAUUAAGAUGGUGUCGCGGCCAAAGAAGACUGCCCAGACAGCUCCCACCAUGGUACCCAUGAUCUCCACCAUGCCACGAGAGAACAACGGCAACCCUUCCUACAUCUCCACGGUAGCAGGCAUCCUCUCCACAGCGACAACCUCAGUUUCCUCAGGCACAAGUAUCAUGACAUCAUCCGCAAUGGGCAAUGUGCCGCAGCAAAACGUCCCCAAGAAACCCGCCAAACCCGUCAAGAAAAACCACGGCUGUGAGAUGUGUGGCAAGGCAUUUCGUGAUGUCUACCACCUGAAUCGCCACAAGUUGUCUCAUUCAGACGAGAAGCCGUUCGAGUGCCCCAUUUGUCAGCAACGCUUUAAAAGGAAGGACCGAAUGACCUACCAUGUUCGCUCUCAUGAUGGGGGAGUCCACAAGCCCUAUGUAUGUUCUGUAUGUGGGAAAGGCUUUUCAAGGCCAGACCACUUGAGCUGCCAUGUGAAGCAUGUGCAUUCUUCAGAAAGACCGUUUAAAUGUCAAGUAACGGCCUGUACCUCUGCUUUCGCCACCAAAGACAGACUGCGUUCCCACAUGAUCAGGCACGAAGGCAAGGUCACCUGUAGCAUCUGCGGGAAGAUGCUCAGCGCAGCCUACAUCACCAGCCACCUGAAGACUCACGGACAGACCAACUUUAACUCCUGUAACAAAGAGGGUAACGGAGUCUGCAAUUCUUCCUCAGCCACACCUGUGACCAUUUCCGCCCCUAUCACCACAGCGAUGAACCGAGGCCACUCCAACAACCCCGUCACUAUAGCCGCACAAAUGAACAUUAGCACCAACACGGUCAACAUCACAUCUCCCAUCAGCCUCCAGCACCCAGUCACCAUCACCGGGCCCGUCAACAUCGCCUCCGUCAACAUCCCCGCCACGGCGCCCAUGAAUAUCGCCCACCCAGUCGCAAUAACGACCCCCAUGCCUAUGAAUAUGGCCGGGCCGCUCAACAUCGCCAUGAGGCCAGUGGAUAGCAUGCCUUUUCUGUCCCAAGUCUUGCCUUCUUCCCCACCUUGGUAAGAAAAAGAAAAACAACGGAGAGAGGGAGCAGUGAACUGGCCAGAAAGAAAGGGAAAAUGAAGUGAAACAAGAGACUCCUGUCCUCGUUAUUUGCACCUCGAGCCCUGCUCUUUCUCCCCUCCGGAACCAUGUUUACUUACCCCGAAGUGAAUAUUUACAUGAGCUGUGCGGCCGGUAGGAGCUGCCCAAGUCACAGCUGCGUCCCGACUAAUAAGUGACUGAGAUGCAGAACACUUGAGUAGAAAUCGAGUAGGGUGUACCUUGAAAUCAGGACAGCCGAUAAGACUUAGUGUAGUCAGUUAGAAUGAUGAAACUGUGAUUUGUAUAACGAGAGGAGAGGAUUUCUCAAGCACCCCUUGAGGACUCGGUAGAAAAAAAACACACCUGUGCUUUUGUUAAAGGGAGACGAGGAAUGGACUGAAGCAAUAACAAUAAAUUGCUGUUUUUGAUGUUUUACAAGUUCUCUCCCAAAGCCUCUGGGUGUUACUUUGUAUGUUUUUUGUUUUUUUUAUAAUUAUAGCCUGCUAAUCACUAUUUAAUGUUAUAGGAAAUGAGUCUAGUAAAAGGGACAGCAGCUUCCAUUUGCAUGGAAGAAUAUUUUUUCACAUAGCUUUCUUUUCAAAUAGUAGAUAUGCUCUUGAGGUACAGUGACUAACUUGUACAGUUGACAUAGUAAUGUAUUUUCAUGUCAGCAUUUAAAUUUAUUUUUUUUUGCUUUCAUCACUCAAGCUGGCGUCUCGGCGCCGUCCGCUUGACAAUGAAAUACUUUGUUUUCUGUCGGUAUGGAAACACAAAGGUUUUGUUUUUAUUUGCCUAUUUGUAGUGUUAUUAUUUUCCAUGAAGUCAGAGUGGAAUGAGUCUUGCACUGAAAGCAUAUCCUACACACAGGUGAGCAGCAGUAUUAUCUAAGAUCAAAUUGGAGUCUUAAGUGUUUUGGUUAGCCAGCCUGCACUUGAGGGCCAUCUAGUGGCUGAACACAGAAAGGCCUGGCCUUGUAGUGAAGCUUUUUCAGGCUGUUACCGUCAUCAUAAUGGUGACUUAUUAGUUUUGUCUGACUCUUCUAUACACUGUUAUUAUUAUUAAUUUUUUAAAAAUCAUUUAUCUGUGAUUGCCCCAAGAUGAUACUAAGGACCCUUCACUCAGGAAACACACAUAAAAGCCCAUUACACAUUUUUAAAUUGAGUACCAUGAUUUUGAAUCUCUCCAUGUUGCUUUUUUUUAGAUUUCCUAUAUCAUUUGGCAUUGUGGUGUUAAAAGAUUUCCAUCAAGAGGUGCGAGAAUUAUUGAUUUUAAACAGCCGUCCAUUUAAAUAAUCAUUUCCUGUGCAAUGGCAUACACGCUGUACCUUUUUUGAAGUUCAGCUCAGGCUGCACGUUUAUGUGGCUGAGUUUGAUGAAAAUGCAAGUUUGUGUCCAUUGAAAUAAUGGGACAAGAUUGAUGUUGCAUGACCCCGAACACUGUAGCUGUUGAACAUUAAGUCUUUUUUUAAUGAAUGCCAUGUUAUCUCAACAGUGUUGCAGCUCUUUUGAGCUGAUUCAGUUGAUACUGAAAAAUGCAAUAUGCAUGUGUGUCAUUUUUCCCAAGUUUUGUUUGAAACAAAAAAAAUAUUAGUGUAGCUUUUUUUCUUUGUUCUUAUGCAUUUACGUAGAGACACUAUGAUAGCCUGUUUGCCAAAUUUGAUACAAUAAUAAUGUGAUAAAAACUGAAAGUUUCUGGUGGAAUUGAACAUCUCUUUAUUUUUUAGAAAGAAAAACAAAUAAUUGGAAAUUCCAGGACCCUUGUGAAAGCAGUUGAAUGUAUAUCUUUGUACAAAACUAUUUUAGUUCCAAGGACAUGGUAGUUACAAUAGAUGUGAAAAAUAAGAUAACCUUUUUUAUAAAUCUUUUGUAUUAGAACAUUAACAAUGGUAAUUUUGUAUAUAUGAGAGGCUAGGCUUUCUGAUUAGCAGAAAGGUCAAACAUUCCUACAUUUUUUUUAAAUGUAUGUUUGUCAAAUUAUUACAUAAACAUGCGCAAUGUUAUGUGCCUUUUAUUUGGGUUGUCUAAAUAAAAGAAAACUAUCAAA
This is a messenger RNA of Plectropomus leopardus (leopard coralgrouper), 3506 nucleotides long. Its product is annotated as vascular endothelial zinc finger 1-like. The record is from RefSeq and is a predicted model, not a curated record. Gene Ontology annotation, biological process: regulation of DNA-templated transcription. Gene Ontology annotation, molecular function: RNA polymerase II cis-regulatory region sequence-specific DNA binding; DNA-binding transcription factor activity, RNA polymerase II-specific. NCBI's taxonomy places the organism in Eukaryota, Metazoa, Chordata, Actinopteri, Perciformes, Serranidae.